Molecule: messenger RNA, 1930 nt
Organism: Scleropages formosus (Asian bonytongue)
Lineage: Eukaryota; Metazoa; Chordata; Actinopteri; Osteoglossiformes; Osteoglossidae
Product: alpha-crystallin A chain-like
Exons: 3
Coding region: 559-1089 (176 amino acids)
Biological process (GO): response to heat; protein refolding; lens development in camera-type eye
Cellular component (GO): cytoplasm; nucleus
Molecular function (GO): structural constituent of eye lens
Source: RefSeq, a predicted model, not a curated record
UGUUGUACCCAGGGUGCAUUGCACUGAAUGGCUGCACAUAAUGCCAGAUGUUUCCAUCCACCCGGGGUCCGAUCUUCAGGUUCCGUUGCAUGCAGUUGUUUACCUUGUAGGGGAAGUGGUGAUACAGCACUCGAGCAAGUCGGAUGCCUGCUGUGACCGCAGCGGAGAGCCCCUUGACCCACUCAUCAGUACCACCCGCCCAUCAUAUCGCCUCUCAGUCCCCGUUUGUUUUGGCACGAGCAGAGCACCCAUCCAGCGCUGGCAUGCAGCAUAGCCUCCAUUCGUCAAGCCAGCCUGCCGUCGUGGAUCAGCGUGCCGCCACGUCCAUUCUGCUGACGGGGCCGUUCCCGCCAUGAGAUAACACCAUUCCACAGAAAUCCCACCUAAAGCCCCCUUUUUGCCCCACAGGUAUUUAUACAGGAGCGUCAGUGUGAGCGGGACAUUCGCACCCGCAGUCCAGUGAUACCUACCGCCUGUGUUCCUUCUCAGGCUUUCCUUUGCCUUUCUAUACGUAACCUAAGUGCCGGCACAGCAAGUCGAGUCCAGCUCUGCGACACAAUGGAUAUUGCCAUCCAGCACCCCUGGUUCCGACGGGCCCUGGGCUCCCUCUACCCCGGCCGUCUCUUUGACCAGUUCUUCGGGGAGGGUCUCUUCGAUUACGACCUCUUUCCCUACACCGCCUCCACCAUCAGCCCCUACUACAGACAUGGGCUGUUCCGCAACCUCCUGGACUCCUCCAACUCGGGCAUCUCCGAGGUGAGGUCUGACAGAGAGAAGUUCAUGGUCUACCUGGAUGUGAAGCACUUCUCCCCCGACGAGCUCAACGUCAAGGUUAUGGACGACUACGUGGAGAUUCAGGGCAAGCAUGGAGAGAGACAGGAUGACCAUGGUUAUGUCUCUCGUGAGUUCCGUCGCCGGUACCGGCUGCCCUCCAACGUGGACCAGUCGGCUAUCACCUGCACGCUGACGUAUGAGGGGCUGUUGACCCUCUCCGCCCCUAAGGUCUCUGCAGGAGCUGAUGCAAUGCGUGGCGACCGCACCGUGCCCGUCACCCGCGAGGAGAAGACCAGCUCCACCCCUUCCUCCUAGGUGGGCGUGGCCUUCUAGCAACAGAGGAUUACAUGGAAGAGAUGAGGGGGAGGGCGAGCAGUUGCAGAGGGGUGGUGCCAUGAGGGUGGAGGAAGGAGUCGGGUCCAUCCAGUGACACCCUCCCUCAAACGUUCUCCCCAACCCUGGGCACCAACUCAUAUAUAUCAGUGUGUAUCUGGUUCAAUAUAUCUCCUUUCAAGUUAUCAGUAUUGUUGUUAUUAUAUGAUUUUAUCAUUAUUAUUAUUAUCAUUAUCAUUUAUUAGUUUGGGGACAGAGGGACUAGGAGGUCAAAAAGCCAGAAAAGAGAUGAUAAAACUCUGCUUACUCACACAUUGCCUCCACACAAAAUGAAAAGGUUUCACCACUACAUCCUUUUCAGAGGGGCAUUGAAACUGACCCCUUACUUGUAGUAGAGGCCCCGUCAUCCUGCUCCACCCCAAAAAUUACAGACGUAGAGAGCGACUCCAGCCUGACCAAGCCUCUCAAAUGGUAUGAUAAUUUCUGGAUUCUGCCUGAAAGGAGGAAGCAGGUACUGGAGAGCUUUCGGGGUUUAUGAGGGAGCUCUCCACAACAGUAGGGGUGAAACAGGACGGGAACGCAUCUCAGCUAACAUUAUGUGCACAGGGUUCGAUCCUUGCAUUUGGUUUAAGAAACGGCCCCUCAGCUGGAUAACCUUGGCAGGCAUCCUUGUCUCCUGUACUCACUCCUCCCCCGACUCAACCCCUUUCCUCUAGAUUGAAAUCUCUCCUGUCCUGUGGAUCUUACUCUGUUAUACCGAUAUCUGGCAGAACAUAGGAGAAAUGUACUAGAACAGGCAAUAAAGUCGUUCAAGUAACAAAAA